UUAAAACGGUGUAGCUUAGUGAUGGAGAAAAUAGAGAUUGGAGUUUGGGAACAAAAGUCGUGGAGCUAUUGGUUUGCGUGAGCCAUAUACAUAAGCAACCAAACCCACCGUUUGUCUUUCAGUUACAUUCAUAACACAGCAAAGCCAAAAGGCAGAGAAAGAGAAAGAAGAAAAGAAACAUGGAGUGGUGUUUGUCAAUGCCAAAGGUUGAACUGCAUGCUCACCUCAAUGGAUCCAUCAGAGACUCCACACUUCUAGAACUCACGGAGGGUUUGAUUGGAAAGGGUGUCAUAGAUAUCUCGGAAGUGGAACAUAUCAUCAAGAAAUACAACCGUUCCGUGGCUGAAGUUUUCAAGCUGUUUGACCUAAUCCACAUUCUCACUACUGAUCACAACACUGUCACUAGAAUUACCAGAGAAGUUAUUGAGGAUUUUGCAUCAGAGAAUGUUGUCUAUCUUGAGUUGAGGACUACUCCAAAGAGAAAUGAUUCCGUGGGAAUGACCAAACGCUCUUAUGUUGAAGCUGUUAUCAAAGGUCUGAGAUCAAUCACUUCUGUUGACGUGGAUUUCGUUCCGCGUUGUGAAGAUUCAAAGAGUCUUUUUAGUUCUGUACCUGCAAUUGGACAUGUGAGAAAAAGAAUCUAUGUCAGGCUUCUCUUGAGCAUUGACAGAAGAGAGACAGCAGAAGCAGCAAUGGAAACUGUCAAGCUUGCACUGGAAAUGAGGCCAUUUGGGGUGGUUGGAAUUGAUCUCUCUGGAAAUCCAAAUAUUGGUGAUUGGGCCACGUAUUUGCCGGCAUUGAAAUUUGCUCGAGAACAAGGCCUUUAUGUAACACUUCACUGUGGCGAGGUACCUAAUUCAGUGGAGAUAAAAAAUAUGCUUGACUUUCGUCCCCAAAGGAUUGGACAUGCUUGUCACUUGGAGGAUGAACACUGGAGACAGCUGAAGUCGUCCAAGAUUCCGGUUGAAAUCUGUUUGACAUCAAACAUUAGGACACUGACUAUUCGAUCCAUAGAUGUUCACCAUUUCGGUGAUCUGUACAAAGCAAAACAUCCUUUAGUCCUGUGUACUGAUGACUCGGGUGUGUUCUCUACCAGUCUCACCGAGGAAUACAAAUAUGCUGCUGAUUCAUUUGGGCUGGGAAGGAGGGAAAUGUUUGAGCUGUCAAGGAAUGCUAUUGAGUAUACAUUUGCAGAUAGCAAAAUAAAGGAAGAUUUAAGAAAUUUUUUCAAUUCAGUGGCAAAAAAAUAUUGAAGUGCAUUUAGAUUACUUUAGAUGUUACCCAGCGAUCCUUCUGCGUCCUGUCCCUUAUCCUAGAUUGAAAAAAAUGAAUGAAGUGAUAAAAUAAGGGUGUAGUAUAUGCAUCUGAUCAAGUUUAUGAGUAUUUUAAUUGAAAUCAGCAGCAAAGUUAUCCUC
This is a messenger RNA of Vigna umbellata (rice bean), 1415 nucleotides long. Its product is annotated as N6-mAMP deaminase-like. Gene Ontology annotation, molecular function: adenosine deaminase activity. The record is from RefSeq and is a predicted model, not a curated record. NCBI's taxonomy places the organism in Eukaryota, Viridiplantae, Streptophyta, Magnoliopsida, Fabales, Fabaceae. Gene Ontology annotation, biological process: inosine biosynthetic process; adenosine catabolic process.